AACCUUGAGUGUGAGGGAGAUACCGAUGGUUGAGAAAGGCCAGACCGCAGGCUACUGCCGAGAAGGUAGCCGAACGCAUGAGCGUUUGGAGAAUCUGUUUCUCUAUAUAUCUUUAUCACGCUGAACUUAACAACCGCAUGAACUAACAAGUAUGCGUCAUGUAAACAUGGGGCUUGAUUUACGAGCGCAUUACCUGUCCUUAGGCCUUUAAGUGUCGACGGUCAACCACCCGUCUCUGUCUUUAGAAUCUCCUGUCUACUGAUCCGCGCCACUGCCAGGCAAUGACAGCGGCUACUGCAACUCCGCAGCAGAUGAGAGACCGGCUGCUGCAGGCCAUCGAUGGCCAAAGCAAUCAGAUCUGCAACAUGGUGGCCGUCAUGGAAGUCAUCUCCUAUUUGGAGAAAUAUCCCAUUACCAAAGAAACACUGGAGGAAACCCGUCUAGGGAAACUAAUCAAUGACGUAAGGAAAAAGACGAAGGAUGAGGACCUUGCCAAGCGGGCCAAGAAGCUUCUGCGCAACUGGCAAAAGUUGAUUGAGCCAGGGCAGAGCGAGGUGUCAUCUAAAGGGCACUCAAACAUGCCAGGCUCUGCCAAUGGUGGCACUUACCCCUGCCGAACAGACAUCUCCCCUCCAGCUGCCACUCCACCAUCAGGUAAAACGGUCCCAGAGCUCAAGAACAGAAACGACUUCAACAACUGUUACUCCCCCAAAACUGAGAAGUCAGCUAACCGAAAACGGAAAGGGGAGCAGAGGGACGGACAGCACUUGCCAGUGAAAAUUCCAAAAACAACUGCCAAUGACAAAGUGCACAACUCCUCACGACCAACCAAUGGAAUCAUAGGUGGGCCGGAGGCUUUUACGGACAUGUUCGAUGUUCCGUCGGACAAAGAUAUUGUCGCUGAGCAUCUUGAGAGCGACAGACUAAACAAAAUCCCUGUCAAUGCUGUCAAACCUCACCCCAGUUCACAAGGACUUGGCAAACCUCCUAGCACUUCCGCCUUGCUGAAAGCAGCAGUGUUGCAGCAGCAGGCCAGAUUGGAGCAGGCUGCCUCGGGAGGAGGGCAUUGCCAACCCAAGAGUCCUCGUUCCUCCUCGCAUAGUCCUCGAACUUCCAAGCAAGAGUUGGUUGCAAGGCAACCUGCACUCUCUGCGCCCAAAGUAUCAACCCUUUCAAGUCCUACUCAGAGCACCACGUUUUCUGGGAUGGGGUCCUCUCCUUUGCCUUCUCCACAGCCUUUAACCCAGAGUGUCCAGGUAUCACACCCAGAUAGGCCUCCCGUUGCCGAGUCCUCCUUUCACUGGGAAGGACUGGCAGACUCAGACCCACACCUUCAGCACAGCAAUCGCAUAUCUAGCUCUCCUGUAGAGACUCUGCACAACUCCAAAUCCUUGUCACUUAGCAAAGGGGUUAAAAUUGAAGAUGAUGAUUCUGUGAACAUCACAGGGAAGAAAAAAAGAAAUAAAUAUAGGCCUAGAGACUACACUGUAAACUUAGACGGGCAGCCCACGGAAGAGAGCACAAAACCAGUCAGGUUAAAAGACCGAAGACUUACAUUUGACCCUGUAACGGGGCAGAUCAAACCAUUAUCCCACAAAGAGUCCUACCAGGAGUCAGAGGUCACACCAGCGCCUGUUCCUCUAGAGCCUCACAGGACCGAAACGCCUAAGCCAAGCCCCUGUCCACAGAAUCUCCCUGUUACCCCUAGUCCCUUUCAACAGACCAACUGGAAAGAGUUGUCGAGGAACGAAAUUAUCCAGUCCUACCUUAACCGACAAAGCAAUGUGCUUACGUCCUCUGGGGCUCAAACCCCUGGGGCACACUUUUUCAUGACGGAGUACUUAAAACAAGAGGAAGAUCAUGUGAAAGAGGCCAGGAAAAAGCAUACGUUGGCACCGACUAUCCCAGAUGCACAGUUACCUGGGGUCGACAGAGAGGUUACAAGUGAAGACCUUGUCAGAAUACACAAAGAGCACUGGCCUGGGGUUAAUGGAUGCUAUGACACUAAGGACAAGUGGUAUAAUUGGACAGAGUGCAUAUCCUUAGACCCACAUGGGGAUGAGAGCAAGUUGAACAUACUACCAUACAUCUGUCUGGACUGAGAGUUCCU
Messenger RNA from Hypomesus transpacificus, 2110 nucleotides. Its product is annotated as mediator of RNA polymerase II transcription subunit 26-like. Gene Ontology annotation, molecular function: transcription coregulator activity. NCBI's taxonomy places the organism in Eukaryota, Metazoa, Chordata, Actinopteri, Osmeriformes, Osmeridae. The transcript is spliced from 3 exons. Bases 282 to 2102 code for a protein of 606 amino acids. The record is from RefSeq and is a predicted model, not a curated record. Gene Ontology annotation, cellular component: core mediator complex; mediator complex; nucleus. Gene Ontology annotation, biological process: positive regulation of gene expression; regulation of transcription by RNA polymerase II.